AUUUCCUAUGGCAGCGGUACUGCGGCCUCGGCCUCGCCGCCAUCUUGAAUGUUAAUGUUUCGUCGCAAAACUAAUUUCUAUAUAAAUAUCCGUAUUAUUCUUUAUCUCUGUUAACCCUUCAUUAUCUUUAUGUCCGUUUUGACCAAUAAACCCGCUACUUCCGUUUGUUUUGCGUCGGGGUCGGACUUUUUUUUUUUAACCCCUCCGGUUCCGUGUAAGUGAUUAUUUGUGUAAUUUUAGGGAGUUCUGACGCUGACUGGACGUUUAUGAGGUGAGAAGCUUCGCAGGGACCGAGUGGAACCGCAGUGACACUAUGUGACCAAGUUUAAAUGCUGCUGUUGUGGAAGGAGUGUAGAUAAAGGUCCAAUAUUCAGCCUGGGGUUUAUAUGUACAAUAAGGUGAAACCAAAGAUUAUUAACUGGUUUCUCGGGUCCGAUCCGGAGGGUGACUAAAUGCAACUAGGUCAGAUUGUAUGUUGGCAUGAAGUGGUUGGGCGAAUCCAAGAACAUGGUAGUGAAUGGCAGGAGAAAUGGAAACCGAUUGUCUGCUGAGCUUCGACAGAACCAGCCAAAACUGCACAGCCCUGGGAGAGAGAAUUUAAGAACCAGCAAAAAUGUUCCGGACAGAAGAUCAGGCAGGUUUGGUAAUGUAGCAUUUGAAGCACAAAGUCGCUAUGUACCAUCAUCUGGAAUGUCCGCUAAGGAGCUGAGUGAAAAUGAUGACCUUGCAACCAGUUUGGUCUUAGAUCCCUACCUAGGAUUUCAGACACACAAAAUGAAUGCCAGAUUUCGCCCUAUAAAAGGACGUCAGGAAGAGCUAAAGGAGGUGAUUGAAAACUUUAAGAAAAAAGAACAUCUUGAAAAAACCUUCAAAAAUUUAGUAGCAGGUGACUGGUCUCGGCACUAUUUCCUCAACAAGACCAAAAUGCAGGAAAAGCAUUUCAAGGAGCAUGUUUUUAUCUACUUGAGAAUGUUUGCAACUAGUAGUGGCUUUGAAAUUCUGCCUUGCAAUAGAUACUCCUCCGAGAGAAAUGGAGCCAAAAUAGUUGCAACUAAAGAAUGGAAGCGGAAUGAUAAAAUUGAGCUGCUUGUGGGCUGCAUUGCUGAAUUAUCUGAAGCAGAGGAAAACAUGCUUCUACGUCAUGGGGAAAAUGACUUUAGUGUCAUGUAUUCAACAAGGAAAAACUGUGCUCAGCUGUGGCUCGGGCCUGCUGCCUUCAUCAACCACGACUGCCGGCCUAACUGUAAGUUUGUAUCCACUGGCCGUGACACUGCAUGUGUUAAAGCUCUCCGAGAUAUUGAACCUGGAGAAGAAAUCUCUUGUUAUUAUGGGGAUGGUUUUUUUGGAGAAAACAAUGAGUUUUGUGAAUGUUACACUUGUGAAAGACGUGCAACUGGUGCUUUUAAAUCACGUGUUGGACUUAAUGAACCAGGCCCUCUGAUAAACAGCAAAUACGGACUCCGGGAAACAGACAAACGCUUAAACCGUCUAAAAAAACUCGGAGAUAGCGGUAAAAACUCAGACAGCCAGUCAGUGAGCUCUAAUACUGAUGCAGACACAUCUCAGGAAAAAGACAUGUCAAAUAGAAAAUCGAAUGGAAUGCGAAAGAGAAGUAAAAGCAGAACACUGAGGAGACGGUCCAUGUCCAGAAUUCCCGUUUCAUCAUCUUCUACCUCAUCCAAGCUUCCUCACAUUAAUAAUUCCAGGGUACCAAAGAGACUAAGAAAGCCUCCAAAGCCUUUUCAUUCAAAAUUAAAGAUAAGAUGUCAUCGCAAAAAAGUAGAGCAAAAGAAAGCUUCUAAGAAGCUUGAAGUUUCAAACUUGGUUCUUAAAGAACCUAAAGUUGUGCUGUAUAAAAACUUGGCAAUCAAAAAAGAUAGGGAAAGUCAAGGUGCAGUUCCAGUUACUGAAACGACUGGUUGUUUAACUAGACACGCUGCAAGAGAAUAUAAACUAAAUUCCUUAAAAGGUGCUCAUUCUCAUGGUGAACCCUCACCGUGUACUUACAUCACUCGGAGUUCUUUGAGAACCAGAUUUAAAUCCAACGAUAUGUCCGAGGCUAAGCUUCAACACAAUUCAGUCGAUGGUUAUAGAAGCAGCCACGGAACUGUUCUACAGGUGGAUAAAAGUGAACCACUCUGUCAGUCAACUUGUAAAAAUGAACUGCUUCAAGAAACCCCAAGGCAAACUAUCAGAUUUCACAGGAACAACUUUAACACAUCUACAAGAAAUUCUCAACAAAAUCGAUAUAUCAAGCAAGCCUCCAAAGUCGAAGAUUCAGUGUCGUCCGUCUAUGAUCAAUCAAGCAAAGACCAUGCAUUACCAGACUUAGGAAAUUCACAUUGUGAUUUAGGUGAAGGGAAUGCCCUCAUUCAGACUUCUCCCGAUUAUAAGAGCUUUGAAAGCUCCGCAGACGAAUACCCUUUAGUGACUUCUGAAAUUACCAAGACAAAAAAAAAUAAUCGGACUGCGAAAAAUAAAAAAAGCAGACGCAUAACCAGAUAUGAUGCACAAUUGAUUCUUGAGAACAGCACUGGAAUUCCAAAGCUAACCCUUCGAAGGCGACAUGACAGUAACAGUAGCAAGACCAAUGAAAAGGAGAAUGAAGGGAUGAGUUCAUCAAAAAUAAGCAUUAAAUUAAGCAAGGAUCAUGAAAAGGACAACGGCUUGUAUGUUGCAAAGCUCAACAAUGGUUUUAACUCAGGAUCAGGGAGCACUUCAACAAAGUUGAAGAUACAGCUAAAGCGGGAUGAGGAGAACAGAACGGCGUUUCCUAACGAGAAUGGAAUGUAUUGCAAUGACACCUUAUCUCUGUUGGAAACAAGAAUGAAAGUUGAUGGUUAUGAUCACUACGAGGAGGAAAGUGUAGAAGAGUCUUCAACAGAAGAAGAUGAAGAGGAGGAAGACGAGUAUGAUGAUGAAUUUGAAGACGAUUUUAUCCCCCUUCCUCCAGCAAAGCGUUUGAGACUUAUUGUUGGAAAGGACUCCAUAGACAUUGAUAUAUCUUCCAGAAGGAGAGAAGAUCAAUCCUUAAGACUCAAUGCAUAAAACACAUUUUAGAUUUGACCAGAACACUCAUUUCUAUCCCUAAGUUGAAUUUAUAAUUCCAUUGAAUUAUUCCUACAUUUUAGAUGGCACUUCCAUAUAUCGCUCGUCCAUGUCGUUAUGAACUGAAAUUGUAGAAAGUGUACAGCGAGCCAACUUCAAUUUUUCAUUUUUAUUCUCCUUUUUAACAGUCUUCUUACGUGCAAUUCUGAGUUGAAAAAGCGGGUCCUGUUGUACAUUACGGGAGGCAGUUGUAUAUAAUCCUAAAACUUUCCACGCAGGACGAUAAAUAAUGUGGCUCCUCAAUCAUACCUUUUUUUUUUUUUUUUUUUGCUUCUUCAUUUCAUAUGAACUCCUCUGUAUAAUACUUAUACAAAAAUAUCACAGCCGUGGCCGUUUUUUCUAGUAUGUUCUCACCAGCAGCAAAUCUGACCGACUUCUUUGCCAGUUUUUGUCUUGUCCAUCCUAAUUUCUGUCAGGAGCUCCUGUAAUUACACUGUAAAUGCUACAACGAUGCGUGUGGCCUUGGUUCCAAUUCUUCAUUCGAGUUCAACUAUGAUUUCUUCUAAAGGAAAACCUUUUAAACGACUUGCUUUGCUGAUCCAUUUAGUCCUAUGUACAGGCCAGGCACAAGCUAUAUGCACAAAUGGUAUAUUUAUUGCUUGUUCUAUAAAAAUAAGGCAAAAAAACACUUUUCAAAAAAUUUUUAGAUAAAAAUUGUUCUUUGCAAGAAUUGGUGCUUACAUUUUUUCAUUGAAAAAAUGCUGUGAAAUAAAAAAAAACAAAUGUGACAAGGAAGAAAUGUACCCGUUCGAUUGCCGCUGUCUAAAAUCACUUUGUAUUUUUCGUUAAUUUGUUUAAUUUUUGCACUUUGACAAGACUACAACGGACUGAAUAUCUUGAAUCGACUUUUAACAGUUUAGACGAAAUUAGUAAACUGAAAAGUUUCAGUCUUUCCUCCCGUGUAUAGUUUCAAAAACUGUAUAUACUAAUGUAUACUAAUGUAAAUAUGUGUUGUGAGGAUCCUUUUUUCUUUCUUUUUGCCAUUCAGAAAUGAUUUACCAUAUAUGGAAAAAAAAAGUUUUUAAGUUAAGUACUCAUGCCAAUAAAAUAGGAUAUUGUAAACCUAA
Xenopus laevis (African clawed frog) is the source of this 4175-nucleotide messenger RNA. RefSeq names its product lysine methyltransferase 5B S homeolog (gene kmt5b.S). Gene Ontology annotation, biological process: chromatin remodeling. The transcript has 11 exons. The coding region runs from base 481 to 3048 and encodes 855 amino acids. Gene Ontology annotation, cellular component: nucleus; chromosome. The record is from RefSeq and is a predicted model, not a curated record. Gene Ontology annotation, molecular function: histone H4K20me methyltransferase activity; histone H4K20 methyltransferase activity; histone H4K20 monomethyltransferase activity. NCBI's taxonomy places the organism in Eukaryota, Metazoa, Chordata, Amphibia, Anura, Pipidae.